GCUGGCUGGCCGCGGCCGAGCGGGUCGAGGCUGGGCCCUACGCAUUUUGCGUAGCGAGAGGGGUACCAAAGGCCUGGUGCUUGGCCUUGAGCAAGCCCGGCCUAUCCCCUGCUGGGGUGGGUGGGUGAAGAACGAGGCUGAGGAAGGAGAAGAGGGCAAUUGGGGCAGUGCAGGGGAUUGCAGUUUUUCUUUUUAAGAGAAGCCAUGGCUGUGCCAGCCAAGAAGAGGAAGAUGAACUUCUCCGAGAGGGAGGUGGAGAUCAUCGUGGAGGAGUUGGAGCUGAAGAAGCACCUGCUGGUGAACCACUUCAACGCCGGGGUCCCCCUGGCUGCCAAGAGCGCAGCCUGGCACAGCAUCCUGCGCAGGGUCAAUGCCGUGGCCACCUGCCGCAGGGAGCUACCUGAGGUCAAGAAGAAGUGGUCAGACCUCAAGACCGAGGUCCGGCGCAAGGUUGCCCAGGUCCGAGCUGCCGUGGAGGGCGGCGAGGCCCCCGGGCCCACUGAGGACGAUGGCGCUGGUGGGCCCGGGACAGGCGGUAGCACUGGGGGCGGUGGCCCAGCUGUAGCUCCGGUGCUGCUGACCCCCAUGCAGCAGCGAAUCUGCAACCUGCUGGGCGAGGCCACCAUCAUCAGCCUGCCCAGUACCACCGAGAUCCACCCCGUGGCCCUCGGACCCACGGCCACUGCAGCCGCGGCCACGGUCACCCUGACACAGAUUCCGGCGGAGACCACCUACCACACGCUGGAGGAGGGGGUGGUGGAGUACUGCACGGCUGAGGCUCCCCCACCCAUGGCGGCCGAAGCCCCAGUGGACAUGAUGGCACAGCACGCAGACGCCACAGUCAAGCCGCAGGCCCUCAAGAGCCGCAUCGCCCUCAACUCAGCCAAGUUGAUCCAGGAGCAGCGGGUCACCAACCUACACGUGAGGGAGAUCGCCCAGCACCUGGAGCAGCAGAACGACCUACUGCAGAUGAUCCGCCGCUCACAGGAGCUCCAGGCCUGUGCCCAGGAACGCCAGGCCCAGGCCAUGGAGGGCACACAGGCGGCCCUCAGCGUCCUCAUCCAGGUCCUGCGGCCCAUGGUCAAAGACUUCCGCCGCUACCUGCAGAGCCACACACCCAACUCGGCCCCCACCUCUGACCCAGCACGGGUUGCCCAGAACGGACAGCCGGACAGCGUCAUCCAGUGAGGACAAGAACCCCCUGGCCCCGCCCCCGGCCAGCCCUCUGCUGUGAUUGGAUGAAACCUCUGUGGUCUUGUGAUUGGCAGUCCACGUGGACCGCUCCCUCUUUGCUAGACGCUUCGGGUCCCUGUUUCUGGAAUGUGCAAAGGAGAUCGGAAGAGGAAGUUGUUGGGCCCCUGGUUCCCAGUGCUUGAGCCACCUCGUUAAGAUCCGGAGGGUGUUGUGGCUGGGUGGGGGUGGGGUCACGUCUGUUGUGCAGGGGGUUGUGACUGGGGUUGUCACAAGCCAAGUUGUGGGACUGUCUUGCAGGCCCUCCCUGGAGGCCCUGCCCUGGGCCGCCCCACCCCAGGUGCCGCCCUGUGGGUACAGUCCCCU
This is a messenger RNA of Ochotona princeps (American pika), 1557 nucleotides long. RefSeq names its product nuclear apoptosis inducing factor 1 (gene NAIF1). Gene Ontology annotation, cellular component: nucleus. The coding region runs from base 205 to 1188 and encodes 327 amino acids. The record is from RefSeq and is a predicted model, not a curated record. The transcript has 2 exons. NCBI's taxonomy places the organism in Eukaryota, Metazoa, Chordata, Mammalia, Lagomorpha, Ochotonidae.